Molecule: messenger RNA, 5744 nt
Organism: Carya illinoinensis
Lineage: Eukaryota; Viridiplantae; Streptophyta; Magnoliopsida; Fagales; Juglandaceae
Product: nuclear pore complex protein NUP214
Exons: 16
Coding region: 165-5516 (1783 amino acids)
Biological process (GO): RNA export from nucleus
Molecular function (GO): structural constituent of nuclear pore
Source: RefSeq, a predicted model, not a curated record
UACACCUCGUCCGGCGUCCGCAUUAUAAAUCUACGCCAACUCAUUGUCAAAACAAGUUGCGAGCCACUUAGGGCAGGACUGAUUUCACCUGCCCAAAGCCUUCAAGACCCUAGAGACUCUCUCUCUCUCUCUGUGUGCGCGCACAGCUAGUGGUUCAUCUUACAAUGGCUAACAGUAGCAAUAAUAAUAAAGUGCAAGUAGUAGAAUUAGACGACGAGAUUGAGGGAGGACAUGUGGACACCACCGACUACUACUUCGUUAAGGUCGGCGAGCCCGUGCCGAUCAAACUGCAGGACUCCAAUUUCGACUUGGGAAGCCCUCCCUCUCAGCCCCUCGCGGUCUCCGAAAUCCACGGCCUUAUCGUCGUCGCCCAUUCCGGUGGAUUUUGUGUUGCUAGGACGAAGGACGUCAUUGCUUCGGCCAAGGAUAUAAAAGAGAAGGGAAGUGGUUCUUCUAUUCAGGAGCUAAGUGUUGUAGAUGUUCCCAUCGGCAAGGUUCACAUCUUGGCUAUCUCCACCAACAAUUCUACCCUCGCUGCUGCUAUUGCUUCACAUGUCCAUUUUUUUUCCCUGAACUCCCUUCUCAAAAAGGAAUCUAAACCAUCCUUCUCCUGUUCACUCGACCAGUCAAGCUUUGUUAGUGACCUACGAUGGAGAAAAAAGUCAGAAAAUUCUUUUGUAGUUCUUUCAAAUUCUGGCAACCUAUAUCAUGGAGCGGUUGAUGGGUCACUUAAGGAUUUGAUGGACAAUGUUGAUGCUGUUGAAUGGAGUGUAAAAGGCAAAUUUGUUGCUGUGGCAAGAAAAAAAGUCCUUUGCAUUUUGUCUUCAAGAUUCAAGGAGCGGUUGUGCAUGCCACUAUCAUCGAAAAAAGGGUUUGGUGAUUCUGAAGUAAACUGCAGCAUAAAAGUGGAUUCUAUCAAGUGGAUUCGUCCCGAUUGCAUUAUUCUAGGGUGCUUUCAACUUGCUACAGAUGGGAAAGUGGAAAAUUACCUUGUCCAAGUUAUCAGAAGCAAAGACGGCAAAAUUACUGAUGGCUCUGUCAAGCCUGUUGUGCUAUCCUUUUAUGAUUUAUUUCUAGGUUUUAUUGACGACAUUUUGCCCAUUCGAAGUGGACCGCUUUUGUUCUUGAGCUAUUUAGAACAAUGCGGGCUAGCAAUUACUGCCAACAGGAAUAAUACAGAUAGGCAUAUUGUGUUGCUUGGUUGGCCACUAGCUGAUGAGAUAAAUGAAGUUGCAGUUGUCGAUAUUGAGCGAGAAAAGUGGCUACCAAGGAUUGAGCUUCAAGAAAAUGAUGAUGAUAAUUUGAUCCUGGGCCUUUGUGUUGACAAAACUUCACCCUUUGAGAAAGUCAAAAUCCAACUUGGAAUUGAGGAACAUAGAGAGCUCUCACCGUAUUGCAUUCUUCUGUGCCUUACUCUGGAAGGAAAGCUUGCCAUGUUCCAUGUGGCCAGUGUUGGAGGUACUUCUGUUCCACCGGUGGUUACUUAUGCUCCUUCUGAUGAGGAAGAGGAGGAAGAGGAUACUCAUGCAGUGAUACCUGUAGAAUGUCAUCUAUCCAAACCUUCACUCGGACUAGAUAAACAGGAAUUCGAGCAGGUCUCUUUGGGAAUUCAAUUCCAGGAUGUGAACAAAAAGGAACUUAACACCAAAGAAGAUGGCAAGAUUAAUAAGAAAAGUGAUUUAAAGCCCUUUGAUUUGAGAAAGAGUUCAGUGUCUCCAGUUGUUGCUACUCCCAUAUCACUUAGAGAGAGUAAUUCCAAAAACUGGAAAGGCGAUUCCCAGUCAAAUUCAGAAUCAUUUGAAACUGAUAAGCAACACACCAUACCAGACACCAAGUGGUACCAGGACACAGAUGGUCAACAAGUACAGCCUUUCAAGCAGCAAAGCCCCGAAUUUUACCAAUCACAUUUUAAAGCUUCUUUUAACACGGGUAAAGACUUGAGCAAGAUGGGAACUCAGGAAAUUGCAGAUCUCGAAUCUGGAACUUCUGUUGAAGGAAGAAGUUCAGCUGAUAUCCUUGGUCAGUCAAAUCGUAAGAAUUUAUUAAAUAGUGUUGGGAUGGCUAAGGAAUCCAUGGGAAAUAUCGGAUCAACUAGCUUACAGAAUGCUUCAUCUCAUUCAUGGACAAAUGGAAAAUUCAUAAAUCCAAGAGACAAUAGUGCAAGAUCUGAGUUUUCAUUUGCAGGAUCUAUUCAAGGCAAUCAAACUGAAAACUCUGGCAUUAGUUUUGGUGCUGCAGUUUCUGGUGGCCUAGCCGUAAAACCUUUUCAUUUAAAGGAUUCCAGCGUUACAUCAACGUCAGUCAAUUUUACUGGCAGACCAGCUCAGGGUGGGGGACAGAGAACUUUAACAGGGGCGCAAAAUGUUGAAUCAUUGCCUUCCUUCCGUAGCUCACAAAUGUCAGUGCAGGAAAACUUUGCUGCAGGAAAGUCCCUCAACCAUAAGCUUCAACCUUCCAAGGAAGAUAACAAAUUUCCCCCCCUGUCAGGCAUGCUGAACUCUGAACCAAACUUAUCAAAGCAAUUUGGAAAUAUAAAUGGGAUGACCAAAGAGCUGGAUGCACUUUUGGAAUCUAUAGAAGUAGAGGGCGGUUUCAGGGAUGCCUGCACCAUUUAUCAGAACAGUUCAGUUGAAGCAUUGGAGCAAGGAAUGAGUACCCUUUCUGACCAAUGUAGAACAUGGAAGGGCAUUGUCAAGGAACAACUUGGAAAGGUCCAGCAUCUUCUUGAUAAAACUGUUCAAGUUUCAGCAAGGAAAAUAUACAUGGAAGGCAUUGUUAAACAAGCUUCUGAUAGCCGAUAUUGGGACCUCUGGAAUCACCAGAAGUUGAGUUCUGAACUUGAGCUGAAGCGGCGGCAUAUACAACAAAUGAAUCAGGAUUUGACCAAUCAAUUAAUUGAAUUGGAAAGGCAUUUCAAUGGCCUGGAACUCAAUAAAUUUGGUGCAAAUGCUGGAGCUCAUGUGGCUCAGACAGCUUUCCAGACUAGAUUUAGGCCUUCAAGGCGUAUUCAGUCCUUGCAUAGUUUACAUAGCACAACGAGUUCACUAUCAGCAGCUGCUGAACAACUUUCUGAAUCUCUCUCAAAACAAAUGGCUGUUCUGAGUAUUGAGUCACAAGUAAAACAACAGAAUAUAAAAAAAGAGUUGUUUGAAACAGUAGGGAUCCCUUAUGAUACCUCUUUCAGCUCUCCAGGUGCAACCAAAGUUAGUGAUACCCCUUCAAGGGAGAAACUCUUCUCUUUAGGUUCUGCUGCUGCUAAAGAUCAGUCCAAAAGAAACCAAUUGAGUUCCAUGAAGUGUUCCGAACCAGAAACGGCAACGAGGAGAAGAGACCCAUUACAUCAGAGUUGGACUGCUUUUGAGCCUUCGAGAACUACUGUUGAAAGGAUCCUUUUGGAUGAGUCCCAGAAGACAAGUGUGACUAGGUCAUCCUAUUCUAUGGAUAAGCAGCAGUUUAGCCCUUGCCUUCCAGAAAGUUCUGCAAUUGCUCAUCACACUGCCCUCUCAACCUUCUUUUAUCCAUCUGAAAACAACGCAGGCAUGCAGGAUACAUCAACCAAAAACGCCUCAAAGAACCCAAUCCAUUUUUCAUGGUCUAAUAAACUUCCGGGAUCAUCGCAAACUUUUGGGCAAAAGCCUCCUACACUGCAAAGGGACAAUGCUACAGCAUCGUCAUCUCAGUCAUCCUUCCAAUUUUCACCUAUACUUGCAAAAGGUCAUACACGGGAAGGUUUCGACAUGGCCACAGAAAAUUCCUUCAAUGGUAUAGGUUAUCAGCCUGGUUCAGUUCCAAUAAAUGAUGCUAAGCCAACGCUGCAGUCUAAUACUAACCAAAAUCAGAAGCCGUCCAUAUCCACUAUGUUACCCACACAAACACUGUCAUUGCUGAAGAAAUCCAAUGAGAUGUCUAAUUCUAAUAGUAAAGAAACUAUGGUUUCAAGUUCUAGAACUGGAACUAUUGAGGAUGAACCUUCAAGUACAAAAAGUUCACCCCUAGAAUCAAGGAAAAUGCCGGACUCUUCUUUCUCUUCCAUAUUUAAUAUUUCUGCAGUUCCCAGCCUAACUGGAAAAGAUCAUCUUGAUAUUCCAGUGGGAAAUAGCCAGCCUGGUGACAAUGAGUUAGCUUCUGUUGUUUCGGUACCACUUUCAGCUCCAUUAUUUCCAAUGAUCAAUCCAACGACAGCUCCUCUCUCUUCAUCAUCUACUCCAACUACUGUGCAAACCUUGUCAUCUUCAAUUCCCCCAAGUAGAUCUUUCACCACUUUUGAUGCAAGUACAGAUGCUAAUCAAAAGGUCUCAACACUGACUUUCCCUUCUCUAAGUGCCCCUUCCUCUGGUUCCUUCUCCUUGCAACCUUCCAAAAUGCCAGUGCCCUCACGUAUUUCUGCAACCUCUGAGUCUCCUAGAAUAGAGCUCCAACCUCCUAUGGGCAAACUGAAUUUGACAACAGAUAUGGAUGCUAGAAAACAAGCACCACCUCUGCAGCCUGCGCCUCCGAGUGACGAUGUCAAAUUGAGGCUUGAAACUUCAAUAACAGCUGGCCAUACAAUUGAAAUUUCAACCGGUCCAUCGUCUGGAAGCCAGCCCAGUUUCAGCAACAUGGGAAGUCGUGCACCCAAUGUGACACUGAAUGCUCAACCAGAACAGCCAUCUGCUGCACGUAUUCUGUUCCCAACGCCUCCCCCCACUUCUGGUAGUGGAACUAGUGAAAAGAAUGAAAGCUUGGAUGUUGCUGUAACAGAAGAGGAUGAGAUGGACGAGGAGGCUCCUGACACUAGUAACACAGCUGAACUUAGUUUGGGAAGCCUUGGCGGAUUUGAGAUUGGCUCCACCCCUAUUCCAACUGCUCCUAAGUUAAAUCCAUUUGGUGGUCCAUUCGGUAAUGCGGCAUCAAGUCCAUUGAGCUCAGAAUUUAACAUGACGGUUCCUAGUGGAGAGUUGUUCCGCCCUGCAUCCUUUAACUUCCAAUCUCCUCAGUCUUCACAACCAUCCCAACCAACAAAUUCAAGUGCAUUCUCUGGUGGCUUCAGUGCUGGAACGACUGCUCAGGCUCAAUCUCAAACUGGGUUUGGCCAGCCGACACAGAUUGGAUCAGGGCAGCAAGCACUGGGAUCAGUUCUUGGUGCUUUUGGUCAGUCAAGGCAGCUUGGUACUGGUCUACCAGGCGUAGGUUUUGCGACUCCCAAUGGUUUUGGUGGCAGCUCUAGUUCGACUGGUGGGUUUUCAAGUGCAAAUCCUGGUGGUGGAUUUGCUGGUUUGGCUUCAGGUAGUGGCGGGUUUGCUGGUGUGGCUCCUGGGGUGGGGGGAUUUUCAGGUGUAGCUUCGGCUGGUGGUGGGUUUGCUGGUGCUGCCUCAGUAGGUGGUUUUGGAGCUGUUUCUAGUGGUGGAUUCCCUGCGGCAGGUAGCGUGUUUGGGGCUUUCAACAGCCAACAAGGUGGUGGUGGUUUCUCUGCGUUUAGUACUAGCACUGGAGGAACUGGGAAGCCUCCUGAGCUCUUCACACAGAUGAGAAAAUAGUUUUAUCGUGUAUGGAUAAAGGCUCACAGGAAAUUUAAUUUGAUCACAAAAGUUAGAUUCUAAUGAAGGCCAUUGUAUGAAACCACCUAAAAUGGUUAACGAGACUUUUUGGGCAAAUUAGGCUAUUCUCUCAUAUCCAAUAGGUUCAAUUUCCCAAAUUUAUUUAGUGACAAAUCAAGUUAGUAUCAAUGAUCCAAAAAGAAAUCAAAUUAGUAUCGUUGGUCUGAA